AUGUACACCAGGUUACGAAGUCCUAAAGAAACCAACUACAAAACACUGACCGAGGCUGAGGAUAUUGACACAUUGAAAAAGAUGUUGCCUCAUGUAGACUUGGAAACGGGCCUGAAACAUCGCACUGUGCAACGUGAUCCAAUCACCGGGCUUGGGACUGUGUCGACCACAACAAACGGUGAACGUGUUCGCCCGCGCACCCAGUCGGCUGGCCGUCGAGCCUACAAUCCCACAUUGAUUGCCUGGGACGCAGACACAGAGAAGGUGGAACCGGUUCGACCCACGACGAAGAAUACACGAACGCCCGUCCGCAAUCCCAUAUCACUGACCGGUGACCUUGGAGAUGAAGUGGACACUAUGCGGACAACAAAUAGACCACGCGUCGGAACACCCAGAGAACCUCAGAGAGAUCCGAUCUCAGGCCGGGGCAAUUUUGGUGACCGGGAAUGGGAUCCAAUUUGGAAGUAUAAUGGCCGAAUGAGACGUGCAAAAAGUUACAAUGGUGAUCGCAGUAAUCCGCUAACAGGCGAGAAUGUGAAAACGUUCACCGUAAACGUUGAAGAGAAACAAUCUAUCAGUCGACCGAUGAAGAAUGGCUCCGCACGAAAUAUCUUCACCGGGGACAAUUGUGUCACAUAUACGGUGUCACCGGAACUAAAAUCUCCCAGUAAAACCUACAACCCUGCUUCAGCAAGAAAUGCAAUCACUGGAGAAAAUUGUUCCAGCUAUGAUUUCAAUGCUGAAGUUCGCACUUCGCGCAAACGAACACCCGCUCAGUCAUCCAAUCCUUUGAGUGGGGAAAAUGUGAGCACCUUCAAUGUGUCAAAAGAAGAAAGACAAAGACCCACAAAACCAUAUGUUUAUAAGAACACGGUAACUGGGGAGAAUUUGGCAAGCUACAAAAUCACACCCAUCGAACGAAAUGUGACACCGAAAGCUUUGACUGAACGACAAAACCCACUUAGUGGAGAAAACGUAAGCACCUACACGUAUCGCGUUGGUGAAGGCAAACCGGCAGUUAAAAAACGAGAUAUCAGUUCACCAAUCACAGGAGAGGGUGCGCGAGGUAGAACCUACACGGUUUCCAUCGAGGAGCGUCCCUUGUCCAAUGGAACUGCGGAUGGACAGGGCGCACGUAUUCGUGCUCGGUCACACGGACCGGUCAGAAAUGUCCUCACUGGUGAGAAUUGUGAUACCUUUUACGUGUGCAAGGAAAUGCGAAGCGAACGUAUAUCCAAUUCAGCCUCAUCGAAUGGACCGCUAUCCAGUCGAGAAAGUGGAAAAAAUGAGAAUUGA
Echinostoma caproni is the source of this 1296-nucleotide messenger RNA. Lineage: Eukaryota; Metazoa; Platyhelminthes; Trematoda; Plagiorchiida; Echinostomatidae. The record is from the annotation of a GenBank genome assembly.